Messenger RNA from Myotis brandtii (Brandt's bat), 2937 nucleotides. RefSeq names its product nuclear body protein SP140-like protein. The transcript has 29 exons. The coding region runs from base 98 to 2806 and encodes 902 amino acids. Gene Ontology annotation, molecular function: DNA-binding transcription factor activity, RNA polymerase II-specific; protein binding; DNA binding. Gene Ontology annotation, biological process: regulation of transcription by RNA polymerase II. NCBI's taxonomy places the organism in Eukaryota, Metazoa, Chordata, Mammalia, Chiroptera, Vespertilionidae. Gene Ontology annotation, cellular component: nucleus. The record is from RefSeq and is a predicted model, not a curated record.
CUCUCUUUCUAGAACAGUGCUUCUCAAAUUCUUUGGAUUCAAGAUCCCUGUGUAUACUUCCAUAUCACUGAGAGCCCUAAGGAGCUAGCUUUUGUUCAUGGACCAGAGCCCAGAGGACCAGAAUCCAGAGGAGCAGGUUUUCUAUGAGUUCUUUUUUAGGCUCUUCAAGGAAAAUAAGGUGGAGAUUGCAAAGGCAAUAACGAAGCCAUUUCCUUUUCUUAUGGGCCUCCGAGACCGUGGCUUUAUCCCUGAACGGAUGUAUAAUCAUUUUCAAGAAGCUUGUAGAAAUCUGGUCCCCAUGGAGAGAGUGGCAUAUAAUGUUCUCAGUGAACUGGAGAAGAAAUUUGACAUGACAGUUCUGAAUGCCUUGUUCAGCACAGUUAACCUGAAGGAUUAUCCUGAUUUACGUGAGAUUUUCAGAAGCUUCCAAAAUGUGCUUCAUGAUACAUUCCAUGACCAAGCUAUUGAUGGUGAAGAAACAACAGAGAUGCUCAACUGCCAACAAAGCUAUGAACAAGCUGAAGCCCUACCUGGAGCUGGAAUCUCAGAGUAUCUCAGUGAUGGACAGCAAAUGAGUAUAAAGGAAGAAGAUUCAUCUCAUGACCUAAAUACUUCAAUACAAACCCAGGAAAUGACAAAUGAACCUGCUCAAGAAUCUCAACAAAUAGUGUGCUGUGAACAGUCACCUGUCCAAGUGAAUAAUGCAAGAGGGUUAGAAGAUAGACCCAGCUUGCUGCCACAUGAUGGACAAGAUGCCAGUGGGAUUUCAAUUCUUUCUGAAGAGGACAGAAAGGCCUGUUGUGUAACCUGUGAUGGAGAAGAGCCCCAGGAAGCUUUGAGCUCCCCACGGAGACAUGAACCAGUUUCCUGUGAGCACGAAGCUCUCCAAAGGACUAGACGAGGUGAUUCUGAAGAGAUACCAAAACUGCUUCCAGUCAAUGGGGGAGUGCCUUUGGAACUUGUUGAUCUACAAAUGGAUGAAAGAGGAGAAAUAGAAGAAAUGCCCAAGUUACUGCCUUAUGAUGGAGACGUGACAUGUGAUCCCAAAGCUUCAGAAAUGACGAAUGAAGGAGAAGUACAGAAGGUGCUAAGCCUACAACCUGCUGAGGGAGAAGAGGACAGCACUGCCUCUUGGGAGCCCUGUGAUGGAGAAGAGAUCGAGGAAAACUUGAGCUCCCCACCCAGAUGUGAGCCAGUGGACAAUAAUGCCUCUUGGGAGCCCUGUGAUGGAGAAGAGCUUGAGGAAGACUUGAGCUCCCCACCCAGAUGUGAGCCAGUAUCUGGUGAACUAGAAGCUCCCAAAAUGGGUAGAGAAGGAGAAUCUGAAGAGCUUACCUCUAGCCCACUACCCUGUGAUGGACAAGGAGCAGAGCUACCAACAGGUGGAAAUGAUAAGUAUGCCUGUGUUAUGUGCUUCUCAAACGAUAUGCCAGGAAGUCUGGAAGCAAGGACUGAAAAUAGUGAAGCAUGUGACACAAUAGAUAAUGUGGAUCUUGGAAACAACUCUACUUUGGGAAAACCCAAGAGGAAAAGAAAAAAAAAGAAAGGGCAUUCCUGGUUUAGAAUCAAAAGGAAACGGCAGAGAAACAUACAUCAAGAAGUAUCUGGUGAACUAGAAGCUCCCCAAAUGGGUAGAGAAGAAGAAUCUGAAGAGCUUAACUCUAUCCCACUACCCAGUGAUGGACAAGGAGCAGAGCUGCCAACACGUGGAAAUGAGAGGUGUUCCUGUGUUAUGUGCUUCAUAAAUUAUGAUUUGGGCCCAGAAUCAGAGCUACCAGCACAUAAAAGUAAUACUGUGGAUCUUGGAAACAACUCUACUUUGGGACAACUCAAGAGGAAAAGAAGAAAAAAGAAAGGGUAUUCCUGGACAAGAAUUAAAAGAAAAUGGCCGAGAAGCAUAAAUCGAAAAGGGUCAAGAUGGCACACAGAUGAAAGUGUGAAUUUUUCCUCUGAAAUACUUCCUGUGACCUGUGGUGAGGUGAAAGGGAUGUUACAUAAGAAGAAAUUGAAACAAGGAUCCACCAUGAAGUGCAUACAGGGUGAGGAUGGAAAUUGGUUCACUCCCAGAGAAUUUGAAAUCAAAGGAGGCCGUGCAGGAUGGAAGAACUGGAAGAACAGCAUGCGCUGCAGUAGGAGAACCCUAAAAUGGCUGAUAGAGAAAGGAUUUCUAUGUAAUCCCCCAAUGAUAUACAGAAGGAGGAAAAAGCGGAGAAUCUCGCAGUCUCAUGACAAUACCUUAGUUGACCCAUAUCUAGGAAAUUCAGACGUAUGUGAGAUCUGCCGGUAUGGAGGAAAGCUAUUCUGCUGUGAUACUUGUUCGAGAUCCUUUCAUGAGGACUGUCACCUCCCACCUGUGGACAUUGAGAGGAGCCCGUGGAGUUGCAUCUUCUGCAGGGUGAAGGAGUCUUCAGGAAGUCAGCAGUGUCUCAGGGAAUCUGAGGUCCUGACAAGGCAGAUGGGGCCUGAGGAGCAGCUGAAAUGUGAGUUCCUUCUCUUGAAAGUCUAUUGCGAUUCAGAGAGCACGUUUUUUUCGAAGAUUCCAUAUUAUUAUUAUAUUAAAGAGACUUCUCAACAUCUAAAGGAACCCAUGUGGUUGGACAAGAUCAAGAAGAGGCUAAUUAAGCUGGGCUACCCCCAAGUGGAAGGGUUUGUGAAGGACAUGCGCCUCAUCUUUCAGAACCACAGGGCGUCUUAUAAGUACAAUGACUUUGGCCUAAUGGGACUUAGACUGGAGGCAGAAUUUGAGAAGAAUUUCAAGGAAGUGUUUGCUAUUCAGGAAACAAAUGAGAGCAGUUCACUUGUGUAGCGGAUACUGUUGGGACCCUGGAAAAUCCCCUCAUCCUCUAAAUUGCUGUGAGGGUUGGCUGCCAAUCCAUCUCUCUCCUGAGUAAUAUUACAUUGAGCGCAAUAAAUGGAGCCAGCAUUGCAUGGAGGUUA